Molecule: messenger RNA, 1873 nt
Organism: Colletotrichum godetiae
Lineage: Eukaryota; Fungi; Ascomycota; Sordariomycetes; Glomerellales; Glomerellaceae
Product: cytochrome P450
Exons: 6
Coding region: 227-1717 (496 amino acids)
Molecular function (GO): heme binding; monooxygenase activity; iron ion binding
Source: RefSeq, a predicted model, not a curated record
AGCGGCUCAGAAGCGAAAUGUGACGACCCCAAGCUUUGGAGACGUGGGGUUGCACCGAAAGCGGCGUCUGCAUGGCUGGCACAUGGCACUAAGGUAGCUCUUAACUAGCAGCUGAGACUCCAACCCCUCCGCCGUUCUCUGUGCCCGAGAGCCUCUGUUUGACCCUUCAUCAUCUACAACAUACCUCGAAUCAAUUAGUUAUUUUGAGGAUAUUUCGACUGAAAAGAUGGCUGUCGUUCUGCUCGUCGCCGUCGCCGUCGUCUUCGGAUUGUUGGUGAAGGAAUUUUACUCUUGGUAUCGGCUGUCUCAUGUCCCUGGGCCGUUCUGGCAUGGAAUCACUGGGUUCUCGAUGGCGCGAGCUGCGCUGACUGGAUCCGUUCAUGAAUACUACAUGGAACUGCAUGAGACAUACGGACCCUUGGUUCGUAUCGGGUCCAAUACUGUCAUGUUCAGCGAUGGUGACACGCUCAAAAAGAUCUCCGGCACUCGCAGUAAGUACAUAAAGGGCGAGUGGUAUGCGGUCGGACGAACGACUCCAGGUGAGGAUCAUUUAUUCUCGAUGCGCGACGAGGAGAAGCGCAAGUAUUUGAAGAGCAAAAUGGGACCUGGUUAUUCGGGCUUGGAGAACGGAGGAUUCGAAGCCGGUAUAGAUAAGAAUGUUGCUGCGUUCGUUGACCUCAUCGAUCGCAAGUACAUCUCGACCGCAAAGAACUUUAGACCCAUGGACAUGGCCAGCAAGUCGACCUAUUUUGCGUUGGAUGUCAUCAGCGAGCUCGGCUUUGGCACCCCGUACGGCUUCCUCAAAGAAGACCGAGACCUGUAUCAAUAUGUUGCCACGAAAGACGCCUUCUUUCCGGUCAUGAUUACGAUGGGAAACGUACCGUGGUUGGCAACGCUUAUGCACAGUUGGCCUCUGAAUCUAGGAUUGCCAAAGUCAGGGGACUCUGCUGGGUUUGGGGCGCUUAUGGGGUUUGCUAAAACCUUUGUUGAUGGACGGCUGGCUCCGGAUACGAAGCCCGGUCGAGACAUGAUCCAGUCAUUUAUCAAUGCUGGUCUAACGAGGGAAGAGCUGACACAGGAAGUCUACGUUGAAACUAUUGCUGGUUCUGACACCACGGCAACGGCAAUUCGCAUGACACUUCUGUCACUGCUAUCAAAUCCGCAAGCCUUCACGGCCCUCCAAGCUGAGAUUGAUGCCGCCGUAUCCAAGAAGAUGAUCAGUUCUCCGAUCAAAGAUUCCGAGGCUAGGUUUAUGCCGUAUCUUCAAGCCGUGAUACGCGAGGGCCUCCGUCUAUACCCACCAUCGACCGGCAUCGUCAGCAAACAAGUCCCGUCAGAAGGGGAUGUCAUUCACGGAUAUAGGCUGCCUCCUGGGACGCAGCUGGGAGAGAAUGUGUGCAGCAUCGGCCGAUCGAAGGACAUCUUCGGACCAGAUGCACAUCUAUUCAGACCAGAGAGGUGGAUAGAGGCAGCAAUGUCUGAUGACGAAGGAAGGUACAAGGCGAUGAUUUCAACUACCGACAUGGUUUUUGGGUAUGGCAAGUUCUACGGCAUGGGCAGGAACAUUGCGUUGAUGGAGUUAAACAAGACCUUUGUUGAACUUCUCCGUAGGUAUGAUUUUGCCAUUGCAAAGCCUGAAAAGCCAAUGAGAUUGUGGAGUGCAGGGUUUUGGAUAACGCAUGACUUCUGGUUGAAGAUCACGCAGAGAGGCAGGUGAUAGUCAAGUAGGCUUAGGUGUUGGGAUAUCGAUCUUUCAGUAUCAGUGUUUAAUCUUAUACCUUAACUACUGAUGGUUUCACAUAGUUAUGUAUACCAAAAGUAUCGGGGAUGCUAUCACACCACUCAUGAAGAAUGGAAUUGACUUGAACUUUCU